AUGAACCAGACUUGCCACUUGCUCCUGGCAUUUCGUGAUGCAGAGGACUUGGAGGUUGAAGCGCCAAGUCCCGAUGUCUUCAACUUCGGCGGAGACCUGAAGGUGUUUGCUCACCACUGCCCGCGGCGUUUAUCGGGGCCAAGCGCUGAAGCCUUGGGUGUCGGGGAAGCGGCAACUUGCAGGGUCCGACAGCAGGUCUGGAUUGGAUGGUGCGGAUGCUAUGGUUCCUCCUCAAAGCUCGCUCCGAGCUUUGAGGGCCACGACUGGCGAGCAGGGAGGAUCGAGAAGGUGAUCAAUGCUUCACAUGCUGUGGUGAGUUUAUGGACGGAUGAGAGGUUUGUGCUUCCAGCCUGGCAGCUUUUGCCAGCCAGCGGCAGUGAGUUUGACGACUUGGACAGCUCGGUUCAGCGUUGUGCAAGUUUCGAACUUGGGACGGAGAAGAGACACGGCCGC
Molecule: messenger RNA, 453 nt
Organism: Symbiodinium necroappetens
Lineage: Eukaryota; Dinophyceae; Suessiales; Symbiodiniaceae
Source: the annotation of a GenBank genome assembly